Schizosaccharomyces osmophilus is the source of this 3510-nucleotide messenger RNA. RefSeq names its product mediator complex subunit Med13 (gene med13). The coding region runs from base 1 to 3510 and encodes 1169 amino acids. Gene Ontology annotation, molecular function: transcription coregulator activity. The transcript has 2 exons. Gene Ontology annotation, biological process: regulation of transcription by RNA polymerase II. Lineage: Eukaryota; Fungi; Ascomycota; Schizosaccharomycetes; Schizosaccharomycetales; Schizosaccharomycetaceae. The record is from RefSeq and is a predicted model, not a curated record. Gene Ontology annotation, cellular component: mediator complex.
AUGCAGCAGGAUGAGGUUCAAUUAUUAAAUUUUUCCUCAAUUCCUUGCCCAGAAACCAUCUUUUAUGCUAAAUAUGAAAUACAAAACUCUGGAAAUGAAACUGCCUUACAGGACCUUUACGAUUUCGAGACCUCAUUAAAGAACAAAAGUCAAAUUUGUUGCGUUCUAGAUGGCUCAUUAUAUUUAUAUGCAUUUGAUUCCAUCCCGCUUUUACCUGAGCCUCGACCUUCUAUGCUCGUUUUGAAUGAUUCUGGAAGCCUUGGUCGUUCAUUCUUUCAGCAUAAAACCAUUUCGAUAACGUAUUUGAUACAGGUUAACUUUGUCCAAGCUUUACGGCGUUUAAGCGUGUAUCAUCUUUGCAAAGAAUAUGGAUUUCUUUCUCUCAAAGAGUUUUUAGUCCCAAUAAGGGCCGCUUCAACAUUUUGUCUGGAAGGUUUGGAUGUUUACGAAUACCCUCUUCUUGGUUUACAUAUUGGUUUUCUGACAAAUGGCUCUAUGGAGUUUUCUUUUCGACCUACAGGGCUGUCACUAUAUUGUUUAUCAAAUAUAGCAAAUCUGGAAGACUAUGUAUCAAAGGAGGUCGUUGUAUUGCCAUUUGGAUGUAAAGCAAAAUUGAUCUCUUUUCAAGCACCUUCGUCUAUAUUAACUAUCGAAACCUUACAAAAUCGUUAUGGCUUUUCAAAUCUUUCAAUAACAAAAUGGGUGGGAAUUCAAGUCGAUUUUUUGGACUAUGCAUUUUCAUGGCCGUUAUGCCUUUGUUUCUUAAUAAAAACCCCAUUUUCCACGCGUUUGGUAAAUGACUUUGAUAAAUACUUUUCCGCUGAGGCAUAUUCUUUCCCUUUUUAUGCAUCAAAAGAUAUGCUAUCAAAAGAAUGCACUCAUAUGGAUCAGGAUAAAACAAAGGUAUAUUCAAACUCGGAGAACUUGGGUCAUACUGCUUCAGCCUGUGCUCCUUUGAAGCCGGAACUGCCAAAUCCUUUGGCUAUACCUUCUAGUCCCCAAUUACCCAUACACGAAACAAACGAUCCCUUUCCAUCAGCAGAAAAUGGUAUGGAAGAAGUUGAUCGAGGAAAUGAUCUACUCAUGGAAGAUAUUGAGGAAGCUGGAAUCACCGAAGCUGAUUUUGACUAUUUUGAUUUACCUACCCAUGAAGUAAACUCAUACCCUCAAAAUAUGGAAGAAAUAGAGCAGAAAUCUGAAAGUUUAAAUCAAGUUGGUUUGGAAAGCUUUUUGGAAGAAACACAAGUCGACCGUCAGCGAUUACCCUUGUCACCCAAGACUUUUACUCAAGAAAACAACAUAGCAACAAAAACUUUAUCUAAAAGCCCUUCAGAGCUUGCGAUCCCAAAAGCUCCCCUCAAAUCUCCUAGUAUGGAUGACUCAAACAUUGAGAGUUACUUUCAUGACGAAGUUGUACCGCCGCAAUAUAAUGCAAUUCCAAUUUCUUCCUCUUCAAUCAAUAUUGCAAAAAAGUACUCAAUUGGUGGAAAGUACUGGUGUCCUUCUGAUUUGCUCCAUCGAUCUGAUAGUCUAGGAUCAUUAACAAACUCGGUCAGCAGUGUCGAGGAAGAAAAACACUUAUACGAUAAUUUACGGGAGACAAUUAAACACCAACCUAAUUCUGGAUUGGAACUUUCUAUCCAAACAAGGGUGUCCUUCCCAUCGCUCGAGACAAAAAGCGCGAAGCUUUUAAGUCCUUCUUCAUUUAAUAGCGACACAGAUGUAACUAAAAUAAACGAUUCUUUUGAACCUUUGUUGGAUGAUUACAAUUUGAAGCAUCUUAAAAUGAUUAAAGAGGAGGCGUUAUUAGAGAUAAUGUUGAGCCAGCCGUUCUAUUUUUAUUUAUUACCUUUUUGGAGAAACCAAAAUUCAGAUUAUAUUUCCUGUAAUGAUUCACAUGAUUAUCUCUACAUUCAGGAAGCUACUAAGGGUUUUCUCGAAGACUUAUUUUCAGGACUAAGCAGACGUAUUUCAUUAAGAUCUUGCGCUUCUCGGGAAACUGAAAUGAAUGGCAAUGGCACCAAAGGCGUUGAUGUGGCUAAUACAUAUUUAAUUAAUGUGAAUCAACCUGGUGUAAUAUUGAAAUCAAAUAAUCAAAAGCUAACGGUUGAUUUUAAUGCUACUAAACAUUGGUUAUCUUUAAACCUUCAGCCACUCGAUGAAAAAAGAAAUUAUAGAGUUUUGCUUUUUACCCAGGAAAAGCCGGAAUCAAUUACGUUAGUCAAAUCUCUGUUUGAUGAUAUUCGUUUCGCUUAUGAAAAUAGUUAUUUUGGCAAGCUUGAGUUUGGAAAUCUUGUAACAUUACAAAAAAAUGGGAUUAUAGAUUAUGAUUCACCUUGCUUGAAAUCGUUUUCCGAAUCUGGUGACCAAUUUAAUGAACAACAAAGCACAAGUAUUUCAGAUCUGGCUAAAGAAUGUGCCAAUGUCUAUUCCAAUGAUAAUGUUCUAGUUUUAUUCUUCGUUGAUGAUUCCGUUCGUUCGUUCUUUUCAACAUGCCAGUUGUUUACUUUGUUUAAUGAAGUUAUUUCUAAUGAAACUAAGAAAGCUGGCUUGCUUAAUGAUAAACUUUUUUUAAGAAUAAUACCUUCUUCAGCUGUUUGCGCUAUUGGUCAGCCUCUUGCGAUGAAGGAUUUGUCUCCUACAACUAUUGCAUUGGACAUAUAUAGUACUCCACCGCUGAAUAAUUCUUCUUUUAAAGCUAAAUUCCGUCCUUUUGCUGUUGAAAAGCCUAUCGGCACUUUACUGGAUUAUAAAUUAGCUAAUACAAAUUCUGCCAGUGCCCUGUUUAAUGAUUAUACUUUACAUGUGACUUAUACGAUCGUGCUAAAUAAGUAUCUACUAUGCAACUGGAGCGAUACUUAUGGUGAACUUGAACAUAUUAAAUGGUUUUUGUUGAGUGAGACAGACUCAAUGGUGGACGUAUUUCAGAAGAUCUGGAGAACCAGCAAUGAGAUUAUGAAGAUAGGCUCGUUUUCUUGGUGUUUGAGUAUAAUGAAAGUUGGUGUUCUAUCGUUAGAGGAACUCAAUGCUUGGAAACAAGUGGCAGACUCCCAAGAGUUCAUGGAUAAAUCGACGUUUGUUAUCGGCAAUUGUUUAAUUUAUGACAUUUUUAAACCAUGUAUAAAACCAUUUUUCAAUAUUCUUUUCAGAUCAUGCAACAACCCCUGCAAUUCGCUGCAAACCCCAGAAAACAUUGAAAUUGCAGGUAUAGUGAGAGAAGCAGCUACCCUGGUUCCAAACUUUAACGCUUUGAAUAUUAAUCCUUGCCUAGCCUAUGGAUUACUUGGGCAUAGUAAGUGUGGUUAUGUUGUGCCAGUUGCAAAUAUACAAUUGUUUCAUCUGAAGCAGAGCGAACCGACUCUAGUUCUGCGUAAGAUACUGAGAGAGUACAUGUUUAUGUCUUCCUCUUCUAUAAAGAAUCAUUAUUCGUCGGUUCCAAUACCCCAUAAUAUAUCUACUGUCUUGUAUCAAGGGCAAUUACUUGAUUACUUAAGGGGAGGUGAUCAUUGA